Molecule: messenger RNA, 1645 nt
Organism: Podospora bellae-mahoneyi
Lineage: Eukaryota; Fungi; Ascomycota; Sordariomycetes; Sordariales; Podosporaceae
Exons: 2
Coding region: 1-636 (211 amino acids)
Biological process (GO): vacuolar transport
Cellular component (GO): endosome
Source: RefSeq, a predicted model, not a curated record
AUGGCGUUUCCAAACAAGUACACACACCGCAAGGUUGCCGAGACCUCGGCCAAGUCAUGCGAGAUUUGCUACAAGCCCAGCUCCAGUGUCCUGAUCACACCGGACAGCAAAGACUGGUUCUACGUCUGUCCUUCUCAUCUCAAAGACACAGGCUUCUGCACCCCCAAGAUCGACCAUGCCGCCAUCGAAGCGCGCAAGAAGAAGGAGCUGGAAGACGAGAUUGAGCGGGUGAAGAAGGAGUACGAAGAGAAACAGAAGAAGAAGAAGGAAAAGGCAGAGAAGAAGGAGGACAAGGAGGACAAGGACGACAAGGACGAGAAGGAUGACACCAAAAAGACAGAUGACAAGGACAAGGACAAGGCGGCAGCAACGGUUAGAUCCGCCAACUCUCCCGCCUCCUCCUCCCUCCUCCCCCUGGCGGUGUCGUGUCGUGUGCCUGUGCUAACGGUCUUGCAGAAAAAAGAGGAGACAUCAGCUUCACCAGCCGAGGAGGAAGAGCCUCGCGUGUUUGAACUCAAACCCACCUUUUUCCAACAGCGGCUGUUCAAGAAGAGGCAAGCCGAGAUCGCCAAACGGAACCGAGAAAGACUGCGCGAUCCAAACUAUUUCCCUUCGGUGCCCAAGAACUUGCCUUGAUAUUGCUGCGUGGUCCGCUGCAAUCUCCGACGGCGAAUAUGCAGAAGAUGAUCAUCGUCCUUCACGUGUAGGUGUCUGUGUAUCUUCAGGGCCGACGGUAUCCACCUCAACCACAACCACAAAUCUUGGUUCAUUGUUGCACGGAGAAAACGGUGCUGGAUGAUGGAUUCAAGUUCGCACUCCUGGACCACUCAGAGACGUGGUUCCCAGAAGGGUAACAAUUCCCACUCGGCAAAGAGGAGGGGGGCAAACAGGGGUUUUGAGAGAAGAAAAAGGUUACCGAACCGAGUGCCCUGCGGCGCAGCAAAAGAGAGAGGCCACCACCGUAUUGCCUAACUGUUGUUGGCAGUUGUUGCUGCUGCAACUCAUAUCCCGCACACCGUUUUUGGGUCGUGCAGCCAUCCAAGCAGAUGGGGUGUGUGAGCUAAUGCAGCCCUCCUUCUUCGUAGGGCAGGAUAGGGCAGGAUAGGGCAGGCAAAAGAAUGCCAGGGUUUGCUGCACAGGGCGAGUAGAGAAGUAGGGGGGGUGCCAACAGCGAGGAGCAUGACUGAGAGUUGAUGGGUUAGGGUUACACGGAUAAAAUCGAGACGUUUUUCUCGAACCACCAACCACGCAACAUACAUAUAUACCGAAUACCCUGUCCCAUGGCACUUGUGCGAGCGGUUCAACCCUUUUUACACCAUCGCGUAGGGGCCGAAUGCGAGGUGCUUCUCUCGCAGGCCUCUUGGGGACCGAGGCGAGAGCAACAAAGACAGGAACGAAAAGGUUCAGGCACUGACUGACUGGCAUUCUUGUUGGGGGCCAUCCUGGGGAGAAUUGGUGGUUUCUGCCGAGUUUUGGGCAACCCUGUUGGCGAUCCCCCAGUCUUCUCUGAUUUUUUUUCCCCCUGCUUAUAUGCAAAUAGUAUAUUUUGCCGUGCCCCUCUGCCUUGUUCAUGUUUCCUUGGACGUGGGGUUUCUCUUUGCUGAGUCGAGUUGCUGCUGCGCCGUUGGCCUGCUUCUUCUUCCUU